Messenger RNA from Peromyscus maniculatus bairdii (prairie deer mouse), 2683 nucleotides. It is a transcript of the gene Fam185a, whose product is annotated as family with sequence similarity 185 member A. The record is from RefSeq and is a predicted model, not a curated record. NCBI's taxonomy places the organism in Eukaryota, Metazoa, Chordata, Mammalia, Rodentia, Cricetidae.
GCCCCUGGAUCCCCUGGCGUACCCCGACGGCGACCGCGUGCAGGUGGCGGUGUGCGGGCCGGGGCGCGCGGCGCGCGGCCUGGACAGCCUGCAGGUCCAGUACGACGCUGCUCGGCAGGAGAUGGCCAUUCUGUCAGACGACAUCGACCCCCAGGCGUCGGUGGAGGUGAACGCACCCGUCAAGUUUGAUUUGAAUAUUGAGUCAUCAGGGUCUGGCUCUGUAAAGGUGCAGAAUAUUGAAUGUGAUAGCUGUAAAAUUGACACUGCACAGGGGACCAGCGUCUUGCAGUCUGUGAAGAGCCAAGAAUUACAUGUUCAAACAAAAGGAGGCAAUGUGAUCUGUCUGGGAACAAUUUGCGGAAAUAUAGAUAUUCAUGCAUCACAUCACAGUACUGUGACCGUAGAUAAACUUCAGGGAAGUUGUGUAAAUAUAUCUACAGAAGAUGGUUUGCUGAAAGUCAAGUAUCUUUAUACAGAUUCUUCAUUGUUGUCUUCUGCUGCUGGGGAUAUUGCAUUAGGAAAUGUUCAUGGAAAUAUCAUAUUACAAAGCAAGAUGGGUAACAUUACAGUGGAUUCGUCCUCUGGAUGUCUAAAAGCCUCAAGCCAUCAGGGUGCCAUAGAUGUUUAUGUCAGCCAACUCGGGGAAGUGGCACUGACAUCACAGGAAGGCUCUAUUACUGUCAAGGCCCCAUCUUCUCUACGAGCUUAUUUACAGUUGUCAGGGAGAGAGGUGAUUGUGGACGAAGAAGCUCAUGUUGAGGAAGUGGCCAAAGAUCAGAAAGGUGGCGGUGUGACGGUCACAGGACUCCUGAAUCAAGCAAGCAGACAUGAAAGGUGGAUAAACGCCGUUGCCCCCAAAGGCACUGUAAGUUAUAAACAUCAGAGCUGGUUUCAGUCUCUGAAACUGCAGGACUAAGAAUGGCUUCAGCUGUAUUUAUUCAUUUUCAUGUGGAAUAACAGACCUGUGAGUAUAAAGAUGCAGACACCAGUGUUCCUAUAAACGUCGAUAACAACAGCAUUAGCGGGAAAUACUGGUGAAUGGUCUCGGGGACUUUUGCAAAAUGUGUGCUUAGCUGUAGAAUUGGUUUUCUAUUGCUGUGUUCCAAAUUACAGAAGCCCCCCAAAUAUGUUCUAAGACCUCUGGUGAUUCUUGAAACCACAGACAGUGUCAACCACUAUACACUUGUUUUUUAUAAACACAUAAGCCAGCUAAAUGCCUUUUCUGUUCAACUAAGCUGUUAUAUACUCUGGCCAAAACACUUAAACCAUUGUAGUUCCAGUAACAAAGAGACGGCUUUCUUUCUCCUCCUUUACAAUUUCACACACAGUAUGUCUACCUUGAUUGUAGGGCCUAGCAGCCUCAGCAUAUAAUUUUGUUUUGUCUUGUUUUCUAACUAAGUUGAGAACUUUUACCUUUUUCCUUAAAGCAUUUGUGGCUUCUUUUUGUCAGACCCAAUUGCAAAUAUCACUGUAAUUGUACUUUAGAGCCAUUACUAAGAUAAAGACUUCUUGAACUCUGGCACUAUGACUACCAUGAUGGUUGGAUGGACAAGAUGGCCACUGAGUGACUAACAGAUAGAUAGUAUACACAUGUAGCAUGCAUGUGCAUGGCAAAAGAAUGACUCGCAUCCUGAGUGGAACAGCAUAAGAUUUCUUCAUGCUACUUCAGGUGACAUAAUUUAAAACUAAUGCAUUAUUUAUAUCUGGAAUUUAUCAACUACAAGUUACUGAAGAGAUAAAAAAAAAAAGCAAGUCCUUGGAUGGGGCAAGAGAACAGUUCUACCACAGUAAUGACCUCAGAUCACAGUCUUGGUAGCCUUGUGCUUAGUGUGUCACGUGGCUAGAAUAAAGGUGUUAACCAGGCUGAGGAUAUUAUCUGGGGACUAUGGGGAGAAGUCUCCCACAUUCACUCACAUUAUAGGAAAAAUGGAAUUCCUUAUGCCUAUAUGACAUCAUUUCCUUCUGCCUUCCACAAAUAAUCACUCUUUAUAAACACUACCCACAUGCCCAUCUUUUUUCUCGUGUGGACACUCUGUCUUCAAGCAAAACACACGGAAUUCUUCUUAUGCUCUGAAUAUCUGACUUUCUUGUAAGCUGGAGAAAUCUCUGCUUGGUUGGCUAAGAUAUUUAACAUAAUUAUGGGAAUAUCACAUCACAUCCACAGCUCCCACUCAAGAGAUGACUAUGUAAAGGCACCAAUUGUUGGAGUCACCUCAGGAUUGUUGGUAUUGUAAUGCUCAUGUGACAGAUUUCCUUCUUAAUACCUUCUAUGGCAUUGUCUUAAGUUGUGAAUAAAACAUUUAACAUGUAGAUGAAGCAGGUGCUUCUGACUUUAGUGUAUCUUGUGUAGGUUAUGUUGUACCUCACUAUGGGGAAGAAUGGUUGGUUUUAUCACCACAUGUAUGAAGAUGCAAUUACACUUUUAUAAGCUGUGCUUUAUAGAGUUACUUCAUGAAUUCCAUUUCUUUAGAAAUGUCUAUAUAACAUUAAAAACUAUAUUAUACUGAGCAGGUCAAUUUGUUGGAUUAUGAAUUUUGAUUUGGAUAAAUCAGUGAUUAAACACUGAUUUCAAAUAAACUUCUAAAUAUUAUUUAUAGUAAGUCUUCUUUUACUAAUGUUCCAUAUAUGUACAUUCUUUCAAAUGUCUUAUUUGUGAAAUAAAGUUAGCCUUGUUGGUCUGUGA